Cucumis melo (muskmelon) is the source of this 1665-nucleotide messenger RNA. RefSeq names its product exopolygalacturonase-like. Gene Ontology annotation, biological process: carbohydrate metabolic process. Bases 46 to 1395 code for a protein of 449 amino acids. The record is from RefSeq and is a predicted model, not a curated record. NCBI's taxonomy places the organism in Eukaryota, Viridiplantae, Streptophyta, Magnoliopsida, Cucurbitales, Cucurbitaceae. Gene Ontology annotation, molecular function: polygalacturonase activity. The transcript has 4 exons.
AAAAUUAAGAUUAUAUAUAUUUAAGGUUAUAAGAACAACAACAAGAUGAGUAUGAAGUUGAACAUGGUGACUACUCUGGCCUUCAUACUAUUAUAUGUUUCAUUUGUGAGAUCCCAAUCUGGUGGUGCCGCCACUCCUGCUGGUGCCGCUUCUGCUGGUGCCGCUCCUGCUGGUGCCACUCCUGCUGGUGCCACUCCUGCUGGUGCCGCUGCUGCUGGUGCCACUCCUGCUGGUGCCGCUGCUGCUGGUGCCACUCCUGGUGGUGCCAUUUUCGAUGUUACAAAGUACGGUGCUAAACCUAAUGCUGAUAUCACUCAGGCUUUGGCAGAUGCAUGGAAGGAAGCUUGUGCAUCAACGAGUCCAUGUAAAAUAGUUAUUCCCACCGGGACUUACAAGUUGGGUACAAUUGAGUUAAAAGGAGAAUGCAAAAGUCCCAUCGAAAUUCAAGUACAAGGAACGUUGCAAGCACCACCGGAUCUAACAGGUGAAGAUUGGGUUCAUUUCAAGUAUAUCGAUUAUUUGUCGGUAACAAGUGGUGGAGUUUUUGAUGGACAAGGAAAACAAGCUUGGGAAAGCAACGAUUGUGAUAAAAACCCAAAAUGUGCAAGAAUUCCCAUGAACUUAAAGUUCAGCUUUAUAAAGAAUGCAAUUGUGAGUGACAUAACCUCUAAAGAUAGCAAGAACUUCCAUAUCCAAGUGUUGGGGUGCAAUAACCUUACCUUCCAACACGUAAAUGUAAAUGCGCCAGAAACUAGUAUUAACACUGAUGGAAUUCACAUCGGGCGUUCUCUUGGAAUUAAUAUAUUAAACACAAACAUCGGUACUGGAGACGAUUGUAUCUCACUUGGAGAUGGAAGCAAACAAGUAACAAUCACAAAUGUGACAUGUGGGCCUGGACAUGGUAUAAGCGUAGGAAGUCUAGGAAGGUAUAAUCUUGAAGAACCAGUUGAGGGACUUCAAGUUAAGAAUUGUACGUUGACUGGUACAACAAAUGGCUUGAGAAUUAAAACAUGGCCAGCUUCACCUGCUGCUGGAGUAGCUUCUGAUAUGCAUUAUGAAGAUGUAGUGAUGAAUAAUGUCAUGAAUCCCAUUUUGAUAGAUCAAGAAUAUUGUCCAUACAACCAAUGCAAUAAACAGGUACCAUCUAAAGUGAAGAUUAGUAAGGUGAGUUUCAAGAAUAUCAGAGGUACUUCUGGAAAUGCAGCCGCAGUAACCCUUGUGUGUAGUUCUAGUAAUCCAUGUGACGGUGUGGAGCUAGCUGACAUUGACCUAACUUACUCUGGGAGCGAAGGUCCUAUUACAUCUCGCUGCGCAAAUGUGAAGCCCACUGUUUCUGGAAAACAAAACCCUCCUGCUUGUACUUCUCCGGCCACUCCCAAAUCUCUAUCUGCUUAAACCUAGCUACUUCAUCAAAGAUGAGAUCACCAUGAAUAACAAAAAUUUUGAACGUUUUUUUUUUUUUAAAUUUUAGCUUACAUAAUUAUUCGUCAGAUAAUUUUGUAAUUGCAUACGUUGUUUUAGCAGUACUCAAGUUCUUGUAGGAAAAACUUGGAGUGAACAUAUAGGCCAUAGAGUUUUCCCUGUCUUGAAGAUUCAAAUAAAGAGACAUUUGUUCAUUGACUAUUCUUUUGGCUUAUUAAUUAUAACAAAUCAUCUUGUAUUUAA